Aedes albopictus (Asian tiger mosquito) is the source of this 2880-nucleotide messenger RNA. RefSeq lists its product as uncharacterized. The transcript is spliced from 3 exons. The record is from RefSeq and is a predicted model, not a curated record. NCBI's taxonomy places the organism in Eukaryota, Metazoa, Arthropoda, Insecta, Diptera, Culicidae. Gene Ontology annotation, molecular function: nucleic acid binding; zinc ion binding. The coding region runs from base 1 to 2880 and encodes 959 amino acids.
AUGGGGAGGAAGCUGAAAGCCAAAAUCCACGUCAGGGACAACAUUGUGGACUUCCUGAAACGUACUGCAAAGUUCUUGGCCAGCAGUCAGGCAGCGGACGAGAAUCAAAUACGGUUUCGUUUGGAGAAAUUGGAGGCCAAAUGGGACGAGUUCGAGGAAGCACAAGCAGACAUCGAGGAAACGGACGACCACGAGGAAAACAUGGAGGCGCAUCGAGAGGUCAGGGAAAAUUUCGAGGAAAUGUAUUUCGAGGCCCUGAUCGAUUCUUCCCCUGAUCUAAGUGGUAUCCAAAAAUUUCACUAUUUGAGAGCGUCUCUAAGAGGUGAUGCGUUGAAACUGGUAGAUUCUUAUCCCAUGAGCGAGGCUAAUUACGAUGUUGCUUGGAAUGGUUUGGUCGCUCGGUUCUCCAACGGGUAUCUUCUGAAGAAACGCCAUCUGAACGCCAUGUUCGAGUUCCCGAAAAUUAGGAAGGAGUCGGCCAUAGGUAUCCAUGACGUCAUCGACUGUUUCGAGCGCAACACCAAAAUUCUGGACCAGUUAGGAGAGCGUACCAGCAGCUGGGGCGCAAUGCUGACUCAUCUGAUGGUGUCCAAGCUGGAUGACGUCACGCAAAAACGCUGGGAGGAGCAUGCAUCUGAUGAAGCUGAGCUGUCUUUCGCCGUCUUAUUGGAGUUCCUGAAAAAACAGACAAGGGUACUUGAUGCAGUCUUGGUGGAUCAAAAGGUUUCAACUGCACAAGGUCAACCUACGAUGGGCGGAAUCAGGUCUCGUCCUCCCAAAAUCUCGGUCAACUCGGCGACUGAGCGGAAGGUCCAAAAUUGCGUCUCUUGCGGUGAGCAACAUUCGAUCGUACAAUGUCCGUCUUUCAAUCAACUUCCGGUCGAUAAGCGUCUACAAUUGUCCAACUCGAAACGGCUUUGCAGCAACUGUCUAGGUCGGAAUCAUUUGGCUCGUGACUGUCCUUCCAAAUAUCGAUGCAGAACCUGUGGCAAGAAGCACCAUUCGUUGCUUCAUCCUGGAUUUCCUGGUUCCGGUUCUACGUCUACGUUUGAUUCGGAAGCUUCGACAGCACAAGGGGUGCAUAUCGCAGGAACAACGACGUCCGACGACGCUUCGGGCUCUGGUGGUACUGUUACUAGCUCGUUGGCAUCUAUCACAACCAACAUGGCGGUUGAGCAUCCUGGAAAACACGUCUUCUUGCUCACUGUGCUACUCAAAAUCAAGGACAACUGGGGCAGGACACAUCUGGCACGAGGCCUGUUGGAUUCUGGAUCACAAGCAAAUUUGAUGUCGGAAAGGCUUUGUCAGUUGCUCAAACUUCCACGGCGAGCGAAACGGGUGGAGAUUACUGGCAUCGGUCAAACUCGGAGGAAUACAGCGCACGAAGUGUCUGCGUCCAUCUCGUCACGAAUUCUGGACUUUUCUUUGUCGAUGGAUUUUUUGGUACUGGGGGAGGUCACAGCUGAUCAACCGUCUUCUUCUCUUCCAUUGGCAAAAUGGGUACUGCCAACCGGCAUGCAACUCGCGGAUCCAGAAUUCCACGUUUCCGGACCUAUAGAUCUGGUACUUGGUUCGCAAUUUUACUGCGAUUUUCAUCUGCUCGAUGGUGGCCGGGUUCAAGUUCGUAGGCUCGAUAGUACGCUUCCGAUCUUCGUCAAUACCGUUUUUGGUUGGGUAGCUGCUGGUGAAUCUGAACGAUCUAGCACUAGGGUUUCUUGUCAUCUGGCGACUGCGGAACCACUGGAUAAGGCAAUCGAGAAAUUUUGGACCAUUGAGGAGAUGACGGACAAACCACUACGUUCCCAGGAAGAAGAAGAUUGCGAGCAACAUUUCCAAGCCACAAUUACGCGAGACUGUACUGGCCGUUACGUUGCACGUUAUCCGAAGAAGAUUGGAUUCCACGAGAAAAUAGGCGAUUCAAUCAGCACUGCCUUGCGUCGAUUUAGUCAAUUAAAAAGGCGUUUGAAUCGAGAUGCAAAUCUACACCGACAGUACAGCGAUUUCCUACAAGAGUACCUGGAUAUGGACCACAUGCGCCUGGUUGGCACGGUGAAAGAUGUAAAGGACGAAGGACGAACAGUUUUCUACCUCCCCCACCACCCCGUUUUCAAGGAGUCGAGUUCAACAACAAAAGUCCGGGUGGUUUUCGAUGGCUCUGCGAAGACGACAACUGGCUGCUCUCUAAACGAUGCUCUGCUCACUGGUCCGGUCAUUCAAGAUGAUUUGAUUGACCUCAUGAUUCGUUUUCGCAAGCACUCAAUAGCUCUGGUAGCGGACGUAGCCAAAAUGUAUCGGCAGGUGCGGAUUCAUCCAGACGAUACGCCUCUACAGCGCAUUCUGUGGCGGUUCAAUCAAGACGAGCCAAUUCAAAUUUUCGAGCUGCAGACUGUCACGUAUGGUUUGUCACCAUCAUCGUUUAUCGCCACACGUGCCCUCAAACAACUUGCGAAUGACGUUGGUAGCAAAUACGAGCACGCAGCCACGGCAGUAACGGAGGACUUCUACAUGGACGAUUUUCUCUCGGGAGAGGAUUCGGUGGCAAAGGCGAAAAUACUGAGAGACGAAGUCCAAUCUCUUAUGGCCGAAGGAGGAUUUGAACUACGCAAGUGGAGCUCGAACUCGCCCGAGGCAUUAUGCGACCUACCCCCGGAUGCUCUUGAAGGACAACCGACGAUUAGCAAGAAAGCAAUGAUCUUCGUGACAAUCUAUGUUGAUGACCUGUUGAUCUUCACCAACAACCCGGACUUGAAGAAGAAGCUGAAGGAGGUCCUGAACAGUCGUUUUCAAAUGAAGGACUUUGGAGCGGCGAAGUUAUGCUUGGGACUGCGAGUCACUCGGGACCGGAAAGGAGGCACACUACAUCUCGACCAGCAGUUCUGA